UUUCAUGACAAACAGAGAGAAAAUUGACAGCUUAAAUAUCUUCCCCUACAUCACCCUAAUCUAGAAUCAAUCACUUUCAAUUCACAAUAAUUCUAGUACAAAAUCACUUGCACCACAAAUAGUAGAUACACUUUUUACUACAGGAUAUAGUUUAUGAGGUUUACUUCAAUAAAUCUAGUAGAAAAUUCUACACAAAAUAUAUUUGAUUUGUAAGAAAAAAAAACUUGUUCAUUUGCAGGUCAUGGCACAGCAAUUUGAAAUUUUUUUCCUUCUUCCAUUUUUCCUCUUGCCCUUAAUUUUUUUUAUCUUCAAAAUUUUCAAAUCAUCCAAAAUUACACAACUUCCACCAGGACCAACACCAUGGCCAGUCAUAGGAAAUAUUUUUCAAAUGGGAAAAAUGCCUCACAUAACUCUGACAAAUUUUGCAAAAACUUAUGGCCCUCUUAUGUCCCUAAAGCUUGGAACUAAAUGGUUAGUUGUUGGAUCAUCACCUCUUGCUGCUGUAGAAAUCCUCAAAACCCAUGAUAAAAUUCUGUCAGGGAGAGAUGUUCCAAGUGCUGCUCCAUCAAAAGGGUCAGAUCUUGACAAGACAUCAUUGGGAUGGAUAUCUGAAUGUAACAGUGGAUGGAGAUACUUGAGGACUUUAUGCAGAACCGAGCUUUUCGCUGGAAAAGUAUUGGAGUCUCAAGCUUGUCUGAGGGAGAAAAAAGUGAUGGAAUUGGUAGAAUUCUUGAGGUCAAAAGAAGGUCAAGUGGUGAAUAUUGGAGAGCUAGUCUUUGCAACUGUGUUGAACAUGCUGAGUAAUGUUCUGAUAUCUAAGGAUAUGGUUAAUUUGGAGGAAGAAAUAGAAGAUGGUGUGAUAAAAAGUCUUGUAAGGGGAAUAGUGGAAGUGCUCUCUGCUCCAAAUAUAUCUGAUUUAUAUCCUAUUUUAGGUAAAUUAGAUCUUCAAGGUCUGCAAAAAAAAUCUAUAGAUUUAGUGACAAAGCUUUGUUCCAACUGGGAACCGAUUCUUGAAGAAAGAAGGAACAGUAGAGAGAAGGGUUCUUCUAGCCAACAAGAUUUCUUGGAAACUCUCCUUGAUAAUGGUUUUACCAACGAUAGAAUCCACCAGUUAUUAAUGGAGUUACUCUCAGCUGGUUCAGACACCAGUACCUCAACAAUCGAGUGGGCGAUGGCAGAACUGAUGAAAAAUGUAGAGUCAAUGAAGAAAGUUCAAGAGGAGCUCGAGAUAGAACUCAGUGAAAGUGAUUACCUAAAAGAAUCUCAAUUGCUGCAGAUGUCCUAUAUCCAAGCCUGUGUAAAGGAAACGCUUAGGUUGCAUCCUCCAGGACCAUUGUUGCUUCCACAUCGUGCUAUCGAAAGCUGCCAAGUGAUGAGUUACACAAUUCCUAAAGACGCUCAAAUCUUAGUAAACAUCUGGGCUAUCACAAGGGAUCCUUUGAUAUGGGAAGAACCAGACAUGUUUAGACCACAGAGGUUUCUGAGUUCUGAUAUGGACUUCAAAGGGAAUGACUUUGAGUACUUACCCUUUGGUGCAGGAAGGAGAAUAUGCCCAGCUCUGCCAAUGGCAGCAAUAAAAAUUCCUUUAGUCCUUGCUUCACUUGUUCAUUUCUUUGAUUGGGAACUUCCUUGUGGAAAAUGUCCUGUUGAGCUAGACAUGACUGAAAAGUUUGGAGUAACACUACAAAAGAAAGAACCGCUGCUUUUGAUUCCCAAGGCAAGAAAAUGACCAUUGGUAUCUCUUAUCAGUGAUAUACCUUGCAUUGUGUAUUAGAUUCAAGUAUAUGUUUUCCUGCUGUGUUCGUAUAGUUGUUUAUAGACAAGAUCAUGUUCAAAAUAUAUAUAAUAUAUAUUUCAUUUGGGUUUUA
This is a messenger RNA of Solanum tuberosum (potato), 1868 nucleotides long. Its product is annotated as probable (S)-N-methylcoclaurine 3'-hydroxylase isozyme 2. Lineage: Eukaryota; Viridiplantae; Streptophyta; Magnoliopsida; Solanales; Solanaceae. The record is from RefSeq and is a predicted model, not a curated record. The transcript is spliced from 2 exons. Bases 242 to 1729 code for a protein of 495 amino acids. Gene Ontology annotation, molecular function: iron ion binding; monooxygenase activity; heme binding.